CGAGCCGACUGGACGGUAAAACUUUAGCUGUCAACAUAAAUGAACAAUUACCUAAAUCAAUGGGUUUAUCAUGAAGUGAAUGAUUGUAUCAGUGAAGAAAUGAUUAUUCCUGGAUUAUAAAGUGUCUAAUCAUGCGGUGUUUGUUUGUUAUUGUUGUCCUGUGGGUGAUCGUCACGGUGACGAACUCCUGGGGCAUCCCAGGACACCCUGGAAACGGCAAUGCCAAGUGCGAAAGACUGACGGUGUCUAUUUGUCGGGGACUGAGGUACAAUCUAACAGCAAUGCCCAAUUUUAUGGGCCAUACUGAUCAGUUGCAAGCUGAACGUGGGCUUGCCGCAUUCAUGCCUCUUGUUCACUACAACUGCUCGAAACACCUGAGAUUCUUCCUGUGCGCUGUAUUUGCUCCUGUUUGCUCAGAGCAUGUAGCAAUGCAGAUACCAGCAUGCAAGCCACUUUGCUUAUCUGUCAGACGGGAUUGCGAGCCCGCCUUGACGAGUCUCACCCUGCCCUGGCCAAAUAUGUGGGACUGCGACCGAUUCUCCGAUAGCGGCAAUGCUCUCUGCGUGCAGCCACCUAGUGAGGAAAGCCUUCCAGAGCCGGUGUCACCGGUUAUACCACCACUUCGUCCACCCUGGGCUGGUAUCAAGACUCUUCCAGCUGCUAAAGAUCAUCAUCAGUGUCCACCUCACUUCGUACAGACGCCCUUCACUGAUACCAUAUCGUGCACUCCACGCUGCGACGCCGACGCUUAUUACCGCGCCGAAGACAAACGCUUCGCGGUCCGUUGGAUGACCGGAUGGGCAUGGCUCUGCUUCCUCUCAACGCUCUUCACCCUUUUGACAUUCUGGGUGGAUCCGUCUCGCUUCCGCUACCCGGAACGACCGAUCGUCUUCCUGGCACUGACCUACAACCUCCUGUCGAUCCUCUUCAUAAUCCGCGGAGCCGUGGGCGCGGACAUCUUGAGCUGCGCACACCAAGAGGAUGGCCCCAGCUACGUACCGGUGCACGAUGGUCUCCGCAGUGU
Fopius arisanus is the source of this 1024-nucleotide messenger RNA. RefSeq names its product frizzled-9. The record is from RefSeq and is a predicted model, not a curated record. Gene Ontology annotation, molecular function: Wnt-protein binding; Wnt receptor activity. Gene Ontology annotation, cellular component: plasma membrane. NCBI's taxonomy places the organism in Eukaryota, Metazoa, Arthropoda, Insecta, Hymenoptera, Braconidae. Gene Ontology annotation, biological process: non-canonical Wnt signaling pathway; canonical Wnt signaling pathway.